GGUAGCUAAAAAUUGUUUUACCACUGCGGAGAGGCACUCGACGUCAGGAAACAAGAGGGUUAGGUGUCAAAUUUUGUCCUUCUUUGCGAGGCGCCUGCGGUCAAAUCAAUUGGAGCCACAAACGAGGUCAUACUAGAUUGCGUGCAAGCGGUCCAUACACACCGUAACAUACACCUCUGAAUUUUUGUGGAUGAUGAGUCAGCCAGUGGCGGCGACCUGCUGAUUCGCCACCAAAGGCUUUUUUAUAGUGCCCAACACAAUAAUGGGUGAAGUGGCAAAGAUCAAGAAGUUCCUGGCGGAGGCGCGCUACCACCACCAGGAAGCGACCAGCGUUGACAUGGUCAACGUGAUGAAGCAGUACAAGGGGCUUGUGUCCAACCUGGAGCCGUACGUCUUCAACGACGGCACCUGCCGAAAGCUGACCAAUCUCUCUGGUACCAUUCCGGUGCGCUACAAGGGCAACACCUACAACAUACCCGUCCGCCUCUGGCUCAUGGACACACACCCUUACAACUCGCCUAUCUGCUAUGUCGCCCCUACCGCCGACAUGUGCAUAAAAGUUUCUAAAUUUGUGGAUCAUAAUGGCAAGGUCUACCUGCCGUACCUACACGAGUGGGACGCGAGCAAGGCAAAUCUUUUGGGUCUGGUGCAGGUCAUGAUCACAGUUUUUGGGGAGCAGCCGCCCGUCUACACCAAGUCGAAGGCGCCUUACCCAACACAGCAGGCCAUGCCCACAGCCUCUCCUCCGUACCCUGUGUAUCCUGGUGCAGCGACGCCCUACCCUGCCAUGCCUUCGCAGGCAAUGCCUCAACCUGGUGGCUUUCCCCCGUACCCUUCGAUGGCCUCGGAAACACCCUACCCUCCGGCCUACCCUCCUGCAAGCUCAGGGUAUCCCCCUCCACAACAGACGCCUUAUCCACCGAUGCAGCCAAGCCCCAUGGCAUCAGGCUAUCCACCCCAGGCUGGGGUUGGUGCUGGAGGCGGUACAAUCACCGAGGAGCACAUCAGGGCGUCCCUGCUCUCGGCUGUUGAGGACAAACUGAGGCGUCGACUGCGAGAGCAAUUCUCACAGGGCACGGCCGAACUUGAGACCCUGAGACGCACCAACCUUGAACUUGUCCAAGGCAAAAGCAAACUCGAAGGCCUAGUUGGCCGCCUAGAUAAGGACUGUGCUGAACUGGACAAAGCAAUCGCCACCCUGGAAGAAAAAGAAGCUGAGUUGGAGAAGGGAUUGGGCAAGUUGUCUUCAGAGGAACCGAUUGACAUUGAUGAGGCGGUGACCACCACUGCGCCCCUUUAUAGGCAGCUCUUGAAUGCUUUUGCAGAGGAGUCUGCCAUCGAGGAUGUCAUUUACUACUUGGGCGAGGCGCUGCGCAGGGGCCGCAUCGACCUGGACGCCUUUCUCAAGCAGGUGCGCGCCCUCUCACGAAAGCAAUUCAUGCUUCGUGCCUUGAUGAACCGGUGCCGACAAAAGGCUGGACUUGCUGGUUGAUUACUGUUAUUCAAACCAUUCUUAUUUUAUUAUCUCUUUUAAUCAAUUGCAAUUUUCAUUUAAGCCUUAUUAGUCAACUCACGCAUCUUUAUUCACUAUAUAAAAAUGAUUGUGUAAAUAUACAAGUAUUUUGUAAGCAGAUAAGACAAAAAAUAAAAGGCUAGGUACUUUCCGAUGCCACUCAGCAGCAAAACAGCAUUUUU
Neocloeon triangulifer is the source of this 1695-nucleotide messenger RNA. RefSeq names its product tumor susceptibility gene 101 protein (gene TSG101). Bases 263 to 1492 code for a protein of 409 amino acids. NCBI's taxonomy places the organism in Eukaryota, Metazoa, Arthropoda, Insecta, Ephemeroptera, Baetidae. The record is from RefSeq and is a predicted model, not a curated record. Gene Ontology annotation, molecular function: ubiquitin binding. Gene Ontology annotation, biological process: protein modification process; endosome to lysosome transport; protein transport. Gene Ontology annotation, cellular component: ESCRT I complex. The transcript is spliced from 4 exons.